UAUUGGGUCGUCGCCAUUAUGCCUGAUGGCCAUGUACGGGUGGGGUUAUUUCCGACACUAUCAGAAACAAUAGUGUGCCAGCUGGGCACUGUGGCUGAACUCCCCCGUACAGCAACAAAGUCUUGGAAAAGUGGGAAGAAGACCGCCUUUCGGGCAGCCAAGGCAGCCGCCGCAGCCUCCAAGGAAUCCCCCGCAGCCUCCAAGGAAUCCCCCGCAGCCUCCUCCUCCAAGGACUCGGCCAGGAAGAAACGAAAGGCAGCCCAGAAAAGCCACAAAUUGAGUUUCGACGGGUACAUCGACUUGCUUGCUGCAAAAAUUGAAGAAGGGAACAAAACAAAAGGGAAUAAGGACCAGAGGAGAGGUGCUGACGGCAAAUUUGGCAAUAAAAAUUUAUUGGACUGUUCCUGGAGGACCUGGUUGAAAAGCAUGUUUACAGAAUAUCCAGGUGUGCUGUGCAAGUGCUCUUGUAAUCAUCGACCUUUGACUAGCGCACACGCCUUAAUAAAACACAUAGAGAGAAAUCACUAUAUCAAUAAUGUGGUAUCAUUUGGUGAGGAGGACCUGGAAUUCACACCACCACAGUUUUAGCUCACCUCCCCCCCCCCCCAAGUUUAAAUAAGUUGUUGAAUCAACUUUGGAAAUUCACCCCAAAUUCAAAUUUGGAAAUUCACCCUUGUCUAGUGGGUUCAACUAUAUUUUGUAUGCUCUACCUAUAGUAACCAUAUAUCUUGAUUUCCCAGAAACUUGUUGACGCUGCAAUUGCACUUCAUAUAAAUACAUGUUUUGGCAUUCUAUGUUAUUUGUAAAUGCUGUUUGUCCUUAUAUUUUGAUAUAUCCAGUUACUUUGUUUCUACUGUUUCGCAAGUAUCUUGGCAAUAAUAUCUCUUACUACUGUAUAUUUUGUAUGAGAGUCAAACUGUAGAACUAUGUGGGUUGAAGAAUAUCUCUUACUACUGUAUAUUUUGUAUGAGAGUCAAACUGUAGAACUAUGUGGGUUGAAGAAUAAAAGUGUGCACUCAAUCAAAUAUUGUUUUUAGGCCAAUACUUUGUAAGAUAUACCAAGUGCACUUGUAAUCCUCGACCUUUAGCUAGCGCACAAGCCUUAAUAAAACACAUAGAGAGAAAUGACUAUAUCAAUAAUGUGGUAUCAUUUGGUGAGGAGGACCUGGAAAUCACACCACCACAGUUUUAGCUCAUCUCCCCCUCCCCCCCAAAGUUUAAAUAAGUUGUUGAAUCAACUUUGGAAAUUCACCCAAAACGUUUGGGGGGGGGGGGUAUAUAGGAAUCACUUUGUCUGUCCGUCUGUCCGUCUGUGCAGUUUUCCUGUCUGGUCCAUAACUUUUAUAUGCCUUAAUGAAUCUUUAUGAAACUUUGGGAGGUCGUUACAUAUAAUUGUAUCAGUUGGUGACUUUUGUAGUAACAAGGUGAACUUGCCAUUAAAACUUAGGUAUUGGUUAUUAUCAACGAGCCCAACGGAGUUAGAGAGGGUAUAUAGCGUUUGGUUCGUUCGUUAGUACGUACAUGCGUACUUAAGUAAUAGUCAGAUUAAAGUUUUGGUUAAGGUGCAUAUCUCGGCAACUACAAGUGGUAGAGGGAUGAUAUUUGGUCAGUCGAUACAUCUUGGGUAGUAACCAACAUCUGUACUGAAAUUAGGUCACUUUGACUUACAUUUUAUGCUUGAGCAACUUAGGUUAAAGUUUCGGUUAAGGUGCAUAUCUCGGCAACUACAAGUGGUAGAGGGAUUUGGUCAGUGGAUACAUCUUGAGCAGUAACCAACAUCCAAACCCAAAUUAGAUCACCUUGACCUACAAUUUGCGCUUGAGCGACUUAAAGUUUCGGUUAAGGUGCAUAUUCCAGUAACUACAAGUGGUAGAGGGAUGAUAUUUGGUCAGUGGAUACAUCUUGGGUAGUAACUAAUAUCGGUACCAAAAUGUAGGUCCACUGAUUUGAGAUUUUGUAAGUUACUGCUACAAACUAUAUACAAGUAUCCACAUUAAAAAGUUAAGAUACUGAUCAAUUAUAAUCUUAUGAGUUUUUAUACUUUGAAAAAAAAAAUGUUGGUACCAAAAUUAGGUCCACUUGACCUACAUUUUACGCUGAGCUACUUACUACUUAGGUUAAAUUUUAGGUUAAUGGGCGAGGGGGUUUGCAGUCGUGGACGACAGCUCCAUUUCUUUAUUAUAUGUUUCUGGUGGUACCAAUAUAGUUGUCAGUAAUUGAAAUGGACUUAAACCAUUCUUCCUAAAUGAGUCCCUCAAAUGUGAAAUGUAGGUCACAGCCAAACUCUGAAGCAUGCAUUCUUCCUAAUUGCAUGUGGAUGUGAUAUGAAGCAUGCCAAUUUCAAUCUCUGUCAUCUGUUAGCUCUGACAAAGUCCCAAAGUCAGCGAACCGUAAAAAUAUAGGAUACAUCUAAAAUUAUGUACCACUGAGUAAUAUUUGUAUCAAGUUGGUGACUUUAGUGGUAACAAAGUGAACUUGCCAUUAAAACAUAGAUAAUCUAAAGAUUACAGAUUUCACCUUGUUGUUCAGAGUCGCCUAGCUUAUUAACAAUUUUAGUUCACCAGAACUAUUAGCGUCCCCCAUCAUCUGUGUCCACUUUCAUGUUACAAGUUAAUAUCUUAACAACUUUACAUUGUAGGAUCAUCAAACAUGGUUAAAUUGUUAUAUGAAUGUAUCAGGGGUGGUAUAUCAGCAUCUAGGUCAAACUAGAUCACUUUGAACUACGCUUUUCGCUUAAACAACUUGUAUCCAAGUUUAUCUUAUACAUGUAGUUCAUAUCUCAUGUAACAAUAUAGUUAUGUACCAGAAAUAGACUUUAACCAUUCCUCCUAUCAAAGUUGAUCAACUGUGAAAAGUAGGUCAAGAGUCAGUAUCUAAAGCCUGCAUCCUGCUCAGCAUCCCUAGAGGCACCAAUACUCGGUGUUCAACUUGUUCAGUUAAUUGAGAAAUUGCCUUGACCCAUUCUCCCUUAAUAAUUCGCUAAACUAUGAAAUGUAGGUCACAGCCAACAUCUGAAGCUUGCUCUCUUCUUAACUGCAUGCAGACAUCAGGUGAAC
Molecule: messenger RNA, 3056 nt
Organism: Magallana angulata
Lineage: Eukaryota; Metazoa; Mollusca; Bivalvia; Ostreida; Ostreidae
Exons: 4
Coding region: 19-588 (189 amino acids)
Source: RefSeq, a predicted model, not a curated record